Molecule: messenger RNA, 2974 nt
Organism: Trematosphaeria pertusa
Lineage: Eukaryota; Fungi; Ascomycota; Dothideomycetes; Pleosporales; Trematosphaeriaceae
Product: glycoside hydrolase family 35 protein
Exons: 6
Coding region: 1-2973 (990 amino acids)
Biological process (GO): carbohydrate metabolic process
Cellular component (GO): vacuole
Molecular function (GO): beta-galactosidase activity
Source: RefSeq, a predicted model, not a curated record
AUGAGGAUCCUGGGAGGCUUUUCGUGGGUCUCCGCCUUGACGCUGUCGGUGUGUCUGAUUGGGAAUGGAGUUGUGCAGGCCCAGAACGGCUCGCCGAGCCAAUGGCCGCUUCAUGACAAUGGCUUGAAUGAUGUUGUUCAGUGGGAUCAUUACAGCUUCAAGGUCAACGGCCAGCGACUAUUCGUCUUUUCUGGAGAGCUUCAUUACUGGCGGAUCCCGGUCCCCGAAGUUUGGGAGGAUCUGCUGGAGAAGAUCAAGGCAGCGGGCUUCACAGCAUUUGCCUUUUACGGCAAUUGGGCUUGGCAUAGCGCCAAUAACCAUACCUUGGAUUUCGAGACGGGCGCGCAUAAUUUUGAGAGGCUCCUCGAGACUGCAAAACGGGUGGGCUUGUAUGUCAUCGUCCGACCGGGACCCUACGUGAACGCGGAAGCAAAUGCUGGAGGGUUCCCGUUGUGGCUGACUACCGUGCAUACGAUCACGAGCAAGCAUCUCGUGACUAAGGGAGGCACCGCUUUCGUUUACCAAAUCGAGAACGAAUAUGGCGAGCAAUGGGUGGGCGACGCAAGCAAGAAAGUACCCAACGAAUCGGCGGCUCGAUACAUGGCCCUUCUGGAAGCAUCGGCUCGAGACAAUGGCAUUGACGUGCCGCUCAUUCACAACAACCCGAACAUGAACUCGAAGAGUUGGUCGCAGGACUUCGCCCCGAAUGCCACUGGCAAUGUCGAUGUUUCGGGUGUCGACAGCUAUCCAUCGUGCUGGAGUUGCAAUUUGGACGAGUGCACUGGCACGAACGGGGAAUAUGUCGCUUACCAGGUCGUGAACUACUAUGAUUAUUUCAAGAACACUACCCCUACUGAGCCGAGUUUCUUCCCGGAGUUCCAAGGUGGCUCAUACAACCCCUGGGGUGGGCCGGAAGGAGGCUGCCCUGGAGACAUUGGAGCGGACUUUGCCAAUCUGUUCUAUCGGAACCUCAUCUCCCAGCGCGUUACAGCCAUCAGCCUUUACAUGAUGUAUGGCGGUACCAACUGGGGAGCGUUCGCCGCACCUGUCGUCGCGACAAGCUAUGAUUACUCCAGUCCCAUCAGCGAGAACCGUAAGAUCGAUAGCAAGUACUACGAAACAAAGAACUUGGCCAUGUUCACAAGGGUCGCAAAGGACCUCACGAUUACCAACCGAGUGGAAAACAGUACCUCUUAUUCCACGAAUUCGGCGAUCGCGACGAGCGAACUGCGCAACCCUGAUACCAACGCUGCGUUUUACGUUACUAUCCAUUCGUAUUCGCCAUCUUCUACCAAAGAGUCUUUCCAGCUUCGCGUGAGCACCUCGGUCGGUAACCUGACCAUUCCGCAGCGGGGCGGAUCUAUUUUUUUGAACGGCCAUCAAUCGAAGAUCGUGGUGACCGACUUCGCAAUGGGAAAGCAAAUACUGACCUAUUCGACCGCGGAGGUGCUUACAUAUGCACUCAUCGACGGACAUCCAGUUCUUGUACUGUGGACCGGCGCGGGAGAGUCAACUGAGUUUCAUCUUAAGGGUGCGACUAAAGGGGCAGUGCGGAGCCAGAGUGUAGGAGCAACAAAUGCCACAUUCCAUGCGGAUGAACAUGGCAUUCUCACCUCUAUACCGGCGGUGAACGGCAUGGCCAUUUUCGAGUUCGACAACAACGUCAAGGUCAUCGUUGCCGACAAGCCGACUGCGUACCUCAUUUGGGCGCCUAACCUAUCGAACGAUCCAUUCGGUCCGGUUGACAAGUCUGUAAUCGUCGUGGGACCGUAUCUGGUACGCAGCGCGUCUCCCGACGGACACAGUCUCUCGCUCAAGGGUGAUAUUUUGGCCAAUAACACCAUCAUCGAAGUUUUCGCGUCGAAAGAGGUGAGGGCUGUCAGUUGGAAUGGCAAAGGUCUGCGCACUCAGAGAACACCAUACGGCAGCCUGAAAGCCGGGGUGGCUUCUUCUACACCGAAAAUCACUCUCCCGUCAUUGGAUUCGUGGAAGGUUCACGACAGCCUCCCUGAAAGACUUCCAACUUACAAAGAUGAUGGACCUGCUUGGAUCGAAGCGAACCAUUCUACCACACCGAACCCCACGAAACCCGACACACUUCCUGUUUUGUACGUCGAUGACUACGGAUUCCAUAACAGCUUCCACCUCUUCCGUGGGUACUUCGAAAGACCUGCGACAGCAGUCAAUCUCGCCGUGCAAGGCGGCAUGGCGUUCGGAUGGAGCGCCUGGCUCAAUGGGGACUUCCUGGGCUCAUAUCUGGGAAAUUCAUCGGUUGGGACGGCUAACAUGACCUUGUCCUUUGAGAAUGCGACGGUGCACUCCAACAGAUCGAACAUCUUGCUCGUUGCGCAAGACAACACAGGACACGACUUGCGGGCGGCAGCUGUGCAACCUCGCGGCAUUCUCCGCGCAAGCCUUGAAGGCGGAGCCUCCUUUACGAAAUGGAAGAUUGCUGGUGAAGUCAAUGGGGAACGACAGCAACUCGACCCCGUCCGAGGCCCAUUAAGCGAAGGAGGUCUCACCGCCGAACGUCUAGGCUGGCACCUUCCCGGCUUCGAUGACUCCGCCUGGAACUCCAGCUCUCCCUCCACCGGCUUCUCCGGUGCCGGCAUCUCCUUCUACCGGACCACCUUUGCCAUGAACAUCCCUACAGGCGUCGACGCAUCCUUCGCAUUCGUGCUCAACGCACCCGCAUCGCGGAAGGUCCGCGUGCAACUCUUCGUCAACGGAUACCAGUAUGCGCGAUUUAAUCCGUGGGUCGGGAACGAGGUACGGUUCCCAGUCCCGCCCGGUGUGCUGAAUUACGCGGGUGAUAAUACGGUUGGGUUGAGCGUGUGGGCACAGUCGGAGGAGGGGGCUAAGGUGGAUGUGAGGUUGGAACAGGAGUAUGCGGUGGAGAGUAGCUGGAGUUCGAGGUUUGAGUCGGAGUAUUUGAGGCCCAGAUGGACGGCGGAGAGGCUGCAGUAUGUAUAAG